Rhodofomes roseus is the source of this 921-nucleotide messenger RNA. RefSeq names its product S-adenosyl-L-methionine-dependent methyltransferase. Gene Ontology annotation, molecular function: methyltransferase activity. Bases 1 to 921 code for a protein of 306 amino acids. The record is from RefSeq and is a predicted model, not a curated record. Lineage: Eukaryota; Fungi; Basidiomycota; Agaricomycetes; Polyporales; Fomitopsidaceae. The transcript has 3 exons.
AUGCAUACGCAAGAGGCGGCGCCGCCAAUCGAGCAUGCCGAGAGAACAUACCAGGCUUUCCCUGGAGCCAACUACCUUCUUCCCUCUGAUGCUCAUGAAAGGGAAAGGUACAAUAUUGCCUUUGCACGCAGGCUGAACCUACAGCACAGCUUGCUGAAGCAGGCGUUCAAUAAUCGCAUUAUCCUCCCUCCUAUCACAAUUGCUGCCUCAGACCGCAUUCUAGAUAGCGGAACUGGAUCUGGGUCGUGGCUGAUAGACGUACUCGGCGCCGUACCUCCGACCGCUAAAUUAUAUGGCCUCGACAUCGAAUGUCGUCUUUUUCCGUCUGAUGACAGCCGCGUCACCGGACGAGGGCACGUCGAAUUUUGCGAGGGAACGGUCACAAACCUUCCGGAGGACUGGGAUAACAUGUUCGCCCUCGUGCACCAGAGACUGUUAAUGGCAGCUCUGAAACCCUCCGAAUGGAAACAAGCCAUCGCAGAAAUAUUCCGUGUGCUUGUACCGGGUGGCUGGGUGCAGCUGGGGGAGGCAGACGGUGUUCGUGGCGGAGCGGUAACGGCGAAACACGUCUCACUGGUGCAAACACUUUUCCAAGCCAAGGGUCUGCUGCUUCACUGCGCCGCUCACAUCCCUGAUAUGUUGCGGGAAGCUGGAUUCGUGAAUGUCACGGUGGAGACCGCAAACAUCCCGCUCGGAAAAUGGGCAGGCCCUGUGGGCGUCGAUGCGCGCAACAACUUCAUGGGCGUUUUCAGAGGGAUGAAGACACCGGUACUCAAAGCAGGCGGGCUCGGAUUCGUGACCACAGAGGGUGAAUGGGAUACAUCGCUUGAUUCUUUGGAGGAGGAAUGGGAUGCCACCCCUGGCGCAGUGUUGCAGUUUGACAUCUUCUACGCAAUGAAACCAAUUCCUUCAGUGUUCUAA